This is a messenger RNA of Nannospalax galili (Upper Galilee mountains blind mole rat), 3671 nucleotides long. RefSeq names its product cilia and flagella associated protein 69 (gene Cfap69). The record is from RefSeq and is a predicted model, not a curated record. Gene Ontology annotation, biological process: response to odorant; positive regulation of flagellated sperm motility; olfactory behavior. NCBI's taxonomy places the organism in Eukaryota, Metazoa, Chordata, Mammalia, Rodentia, Spalacidae. Gene Ontology annotation, cellular component: non-motile cilium; sperm midpiece. The transcript has 24 exons. Bases 713 to 3625 code for a protein of 970 amino acids.
CUGGAAAGAAUUCUGUUUUACAGAAGAAAAGAGUGGUGCUUCAAAGAGUGAAGUUGAUCUAGUCUCAUAUUUGACACACAACGUCCCACUCCACGCUCUGCUGAACAUCCAGCAGCAGGACCCCAAGCAUUCUAGGCGAGCACCUGAAAGCUUUUAAAUACUGAUACCUUGGUUGCUUCAGUGUUCACUUAAACCCCAAAUUACAGAAGUAAAAACUUGGGAAUUUAGGUUACAUUGGUCCUGCCUCUGGAGAAAGGUAAACCCGGCUUUCAACAGUAUGCCCAUCAUAUCCCCUCUGAAUGCAUCCUCUCCUCCGCCCCACAUGGGCCACUAUCAAGCAAGGCCCGGUGCAACAGGACGGAAAUAUUCCAUGGGAAGGUACCGCUCCAGGCUGAGGUCUCUGUCACUCGUCUCCCAGCAGACCAUUCAUCCACAGACGCUUUGAGAAAGUUUGGCUCUCCAGGUUUCCGUAGGCCCCGCCCCUAGCAACGUUUGGGUUUGUGUUAACAACUGGACCGCUCACGGGCGUCCUGGUCGCGGGUGGGCGGCUGCAGCAUGAUGUCCGCUGCGUCGCGGGGGCCCGGGCCACGCACGGACCCUCGGGACCUUUCGCGGCCCUAGUGGCUCUCAGGCCGCCCUCGGCGUUGCGAAGCGGGGUUCCUGGGCUCUGCGGCAGCGGGCACACUAAGACCCCGGGUCGCAACCCUCAGCCAUGUCCUCAGCGGAGGCCGUGGCCACCACCGACGCCCCCGAGCCGGCCUGCAGGAACAAAUCCAUCAGUCCCCGACCAAUCCCGGUGAUCGGGGUGGUGAGCCCGGAUGAAGAGAUACAGGGUAUUUUCAAGCCUAUGGACCUUAAUCGCAUCAUCACACUGCUUGAAGAGAAUGAUAAGGAUGAUUUAGAAGAAAAACAACUUAAAUAUGUCAAGAAACUGGUACAGUGUUAUCAGAAUGGACUUCCCCUAAGAGAUUUGGCACAGAUAUUUAAAAUUCUGAAUUUGUGUGCAGAAAAAAUUGAAAAACAACCCCGCUUUACAGAAUCUGCAUUUGGCAUCCUAAAAUUAUGUGGCUUGCCAUUUUUGAAAAAGAAAUUAUCAGAUGAAACAACUUAUGCUGAAGACACUGCUAAUUCAAUUGCACUUCUAGGUGAAUUAAUGAAAAUACCAAAUUCUGAAUUAAGGAUACAAAUCUGUAAGUGUAUUGUUGACUUCUAUCAUGCAGAACCACCAAAAAAGCAUAUUCCAGGUUACCAGCAAGCUAGUUCAUCCUACAAGAUUAAAAUGGCUGAGGUUGGAGAAUUGGCUAAAACAAUGGUCCAGUCAGUGAUCUUGCUCGAAAAUCAACUUGUUGAGAAGCUUUGGGUACUUAAAGUACUACAACAUCUUUCAACUUCUGAAGUUAAUUGUACUAUAAUGGUGAAGGCCCAAGCAGCCAGUAGAAUCUGUGCUCACCUCAAUGACCCAGAUCCCUCAGGACAGCUUUUAUUUCGUUCAUCAGAAAUACUUUGGAAUUUAUUGGAAAAAUCUUCAAAAGAGGAAAUAAUACAACAGCUUAGUAAUUUGGAAUGCCUUCUGGCUUUGAAGGAAGUAUUUAAAAAUCUCUUUAUGAGGGGCUAUAGUCAUUACGAUCGUCAGCUUAGAAAUGAUAUAUUAGUGAUCACCACAAUUAUAGCUCAGAACCCUGCAGCGCCAAUGAUUGAAUGUGGCUUUACCAGGGAUUUGAUACUGUUUGCAACUUUUAAUGAAGUUAAAAGUCAAAAUCCUAUGGUAAAAGGCCUUAAGCUUUCUAAUUCCUAUGAAGAUUUUGAAUUGAAGAAAUUACUAUUCAAUAUAAUUGUGAUCUUAUGUAAAGAUUUAACUACUGUACAGAUCUUACACUCUUUCUUCACACCCCAUGAGGCUGCACAUGGCGGCGCACAGCCCCAGCACUUGGGAGGCAGAGACAGGCGGAUCUCUCUCUUAAUUGAUGGCAAAGUUAUUUUGGCUUUGUUUACCUAUGUUAAAAAACCUGAGAAACUCAAAAUAAUUGAGUGGUCUGCGGCACAGUAUGAAGAACUCCAGCUUCAUGCGAUUGCCACCUUGUCCUCGGUGGCUCCUCUGUUAAUAGAAGAGUAUAUGUCCUGUCAGGGCAAUGCUCGAGUUCUCGCCUUCCUGGAAUGGUGUGAGCAUGAAGAUUCCUUCUUUAGUCAUGGUAACAGUUUUCAUGGUACUGGAGGCCGUGGGAACAAAUUUGCCCAAAUGCGUUAUACUUUAAGACUCCUGAGAGCCAUGGUCUAUCUUGAAGAUGAGACUGUGAACAUGGAUCUUUGUGAAAAGGGAAUUAUUCAGCAACUGAUAGGAAUCUUUAAGAAUAUGAUAAGCAAACCUGAUGAAAAGGUAGAGGCCAUUGCUUUAGAAAUCCAGUCUGAUAUAUUACUUAUCUUAUCAGGUCUUUGUGAACAUCAUAGUCAAAGGAAGGAAAUUUUUGGUACUAAAGGAGUAGAUAUAGUUCUUCAAGUAAUGAAAACAGACCCCAAGAAGUUACAGAGUGGCUUGGGCUAUAAUGUCCUUCUUUUCAGCACAUUAGACAGCAUUUGGUGCUGUAUUUUGGGAUGUUAUUCGUCAGAGGAUUACUUUCUUGAAAAGGAAGGCAUUUUUCUCCUUUUGGAUGUGUUGUCACUGAACCAAAAAAAAUUCUGUAAUCUGAUACUUGGAAUAAUGGUUGAAUUUUGUGAUAACCCCAAAACAUCAGCUCAUGUCAAUGCGUGGAGAGGGAAAAAAGACCAGACAGCUGCUAGUCUUUUAAUUAAAUUGUGGAGAAAGGAAGAAAAAGAACUAGGAGUAAAGCGUGAUAAAUAUGGGAAGAUCAUUGAUACAAAGAAGCCUCUAUUUACCAGUUUUCAAGAAGAACAAAAAAUCAUGCCCCUUCCUGCUAACUGCCCAUCUAUUGCAGUUAUGGAUGUUGCUGAGAAUAUCAGAGCAAAAAUUUAUGCUGUGCUGGGCAAGCUAGAUUUUGAAAAUUUACCUGGUUUAUCUGCUGAAGAUUUCAUCACCCUCUGUAUCAUACAUAGAUACCUUGAUUUUAAAAUUGGAGAAAUUUGGAAUGAAGUAUGUGAAGAAAUAAAAUUGGAAAAGUUAAGACUAGUCACUUCAGAUAAAAAAUCUUUGGAAUCAAUUACAGCAGCAUCAGAGAAUAUUGGAAAGAUGGUUGCUUCCCUUCAAACCGAGAUGAUUGAAAGCCAAGCACGCCAAGAUGUACAAAAGGAACAAAAAGUAUAUGCCAAAAUACAAGCCACACACAAGCAAAGAAAACUGGCCAACAAAUCAUGGGAAGAUUUCUUAGCUAGAACAUCAAAUGCUAAAACAUUAAAGAAAGCAAAAAGAUUCCAGGAAAAGGCUAUAGAAUCUUCUAAAUACACGGAGCGACCACAAAAUGCAAUAUUACACCGAACAGUUAUUAAAGGUCUUAACACAACGGUGUCCUCUGGUCGGGUGGUGACAGUGGAAAGUACUCCUGCCCGAUUAUUGGGAGGACCUCUGGCUGACACAGACAUUGCUCUUAAAACACUGCCUAUUUGCGGAGGAGCCUUGCAGCGGGUGAAAGCAAUUAAAACUCUGAAUGAACCAAAGAAGAGUAUUCCUACCUAACAUGCUCCAGGGCCUUUUUGAAAUAAAUUCCAUUCAUAGUUUUUUA